Messenger RNA from Drosophila willistoni, 459 nucleotides. Its product is annotated as sodium/potassium-transporting ATPase subunit alpha-like. Lineage: Eukaryota; Metazoa; Arthropoda; Insecta; Diptera; Drosophilidae. The transcript has 3 exons. The record is from RefSeq and is a predicted model, not a curated record. Gene Ontology annotation, biological process: sodium ion export across plasma membrane; intracellular potassium ion homeostasis; proton transmembrane transport. The coding region runs from base 17 to 418 and encodes 133 amino acids. Gene Ontology annotation, molecular function: P-type sodium:potassium-exchanging transporter activity.
GAUUGGGACUCAAAAAAUGUGGACGACCUUGUUGAUGGUUACGGACAAGAAUGGAGAACGCAAGGAACUAGAAUAUAGAGCAAGCACAGGCUACUUUGUUUCAAUUGUGGUCACACAGUGGGCUGAUCUUAUUAUAUGCAAGACUCGACGGAACUCAAUCAUUCAGCAAGGUAUGGGAAACUGGGUUCUGAAUUUCGCCUUAUUCUUUGAGACAAUCGUUGCCCUAAUUCUUUGCUACAUGCCAGGAAUGAAAAAAGGUUUACGCAUGUAUCCGGUUCGUUACAAAUUUGCUUCAAGAUGGUACUGUUGGCUCUAUGGAAUUCCAUUCGGCUUAUUAAUAGUUUUCUUUGAUGAAGGACGCCGAUAUCUUAUUCGCAGAAGCCCCGGUGGGUGGGUUGAACAGGAGACAUACUACUAAAUAUAUAUUUCGGUAAAUAAAUAUUAAAAUAAAAAAUUGAU